Messenger RNA from Aspergillus brunneoviolaceus CBS 621.78, 2136 nucleotides. RefSeq lists its product as uncharacterized. Lineage: Eukaryota; Fungi; Ascomycota; Eurotiomycetes; Eurotiales; Aspergillaceae. The record is from RefSeq and is a predicted model, not a curated record. The transcript has a single exon. Bases 108 to 2069 code for a protein of 653 amino acids.
GUCAGUUAACCAGCACCAAGCGCCCAGUCCACAGAAACAAGACUGCUAUAACAUAUUCCUAUGGCUCACUGUGAUUAUUCCACUCGAUCCUACCGUUUCAAUCUGCGAUGAACCAAGGGGAGAAUACUAUUCCCACCGCCCAGACGAGUCACAGCCCAUCCUUCCAAACGCCGGACAGGCCUUCUUCGGGAGCACGCCGUUCGACCAGUAUAGCGAAUGCAGCCAAGGGCCAGUCCUGGUGCGACCCGCCGGCGUCUUCUUCGUUCUCCGCAAGGUCGUCCAAACGAAAUCAUGUCCCUAGCACGUUAGAUCAAACCACCCUCACGCAGAUCGACUUUGUGACGCCCACACCCCCGCCAGCCCGCGCAGAUGAAAGCCUCCAGUACCUCAAUGAGAAGCAACCGCAGCGGGGCCGGCAAGCCCAUCAUGAAGUGAUAGAGCUCGAUGACGAUUCGAACAACGAUGACGAGUAUCGGCCGCCAUCCAGUCGCCAGCCUCGCCGAGCCCGCGGGGUCAGGUUCGAACAAGGGCCGCGCAGUACAUCGACCGGACACUCGAAGUCCAGUCAUCCGCGCGAAGUAGACUCGAAGUCGAAGCGCAGGAAGAGUGGCGGAGGCGUCAAGGGCAACAAAUUAGACAAGGAUGCAAAGAAGGGCAACAAGACUCUGACACAGAUGGACUAUGUGCGGCGCUAUCUGAAGAUAGAACCGGACGAUGAGGUGAAGUUGGAAUAUACUUAUACCACGCCAAAAAAGAACGACAGGAAGCAAGCGAAUCGGCACUCUGCUGGUAAUCUGGCCCCGCAGUCGGACCGUUUCUCCGACCAAGAGGCCUCAAGCGGAGGCAAGAAACGAAAAUUGAGCAUCGCUGCUGAUACGAAGGUCAAAUUGGAAAAUGAGAAGGAAAAUUACCCUCUAGACCCUGGCUCCGUGACCCCUCGGGCGAAGCGGGAGCGUGAGAUACCGUCGUCUCAGUCGCCUGAAAGCUCGGGUCUCGCAUUCAUCACUUCCUCGCAGUUCCGUACCGCAACUCAUUCGCCGUAUAAGCGCGACGCUGCCGACACUGCAGGCCAGUGUAUAAAGCAAGAAUCGCCACUCUUGCAACGCAUCAAAAAAGCGUCUCAUAGCCCGCCGAGUGAAAUUCCAGAAUCUAAUGAAUCUCAACCUGCCGCUUUGGUUCCAGACUCGCCAUUACCGCGCAAUUCCGCCAGUGACCAAGGAAGCAUUGCUCUAUUAUCCGAACAAGUGAAGUCGGAGGAGUCCAUUGAGCAUCAUAGAAUCAGUGAACAUGUCCCUAAUACUCAGAGAACCGUGGUAUAUGAGACAGACGCGGAAACAGAUUACGGUGACCUGGAAGAUGAUCUGCCUAAUCCCAUCGAAUCACCUCGACAGAGGAAGGUACCGCAUUACGAUCCCGGUGCAGCCAAUCUCGAGCAUGAAGAUGCCACAGAAGAGAGCUCACAGGCUCUUCCUCCAAUGGCUCCUCCGGAGAUGGAAGAAGAGUCGGAGCAGCUGCAUCUAGAUGAUAAUCCCACUUCAGAUGCAUCAUCGAUAUACUAUCACAGAAUCCAGCCAGCCACUCAGUUCCCCCUUGGACCAGUGCCCAAUCUGAACACCCAGAGACUGGCCGAGCUAUUUCCGGAUGAACGCAACGAUGAAAGCAUCGCUACCAUGUCAUUGACAGAGCCAUCUUCUAAAACUCCCAAACGCAUGACUGUUGCAUCUGAGACCCAAUCUCUGGAUCCUGAGACGUGCAUAGAUUCAGAUCAGACAUUGACUGAACUUGUUCCGGAAUCUUCGCCCAUUGUACGACAUGAUAGCGGAAGCGCCAAUUUCCGGACGCCCGCUCACUGUCUUGCUUCGCGAGAUAUAGUACAAGUCGAGUCGUCACAGCCAGCAGACAGGCAUCGUAAUCGCUCCCAGAAUCAAGAUGACUCGGGUCCUCGCGGCUUGAUCAGGAGAAGUGACCUACUCACCUCAAGCGUGAUGGAAAGCAUUCCACUGCCGGUAUUCUUGAUGGAUAGUCAGGACACAGUUGGAGAACCCUACAGCUCGCCCAAGGGAACGUAAUUUCCGAGAAUUGAGUUUGAAGACACCCAAGUAUAUGAUACAUAAUGAUAUGAGUACAUGAAUGACA